Fonsecaea multimorphosa CBS 102226 is the source of this 1644-nucleotide messenger RNA. RefSeq lists its product as uncharacterized. Bases 1 to 1644 code for a protein of 547 amino acids. Gene Ontology annotation, molecular function: flavin adenine dinucleotide binding; N,N-dimethylaniline monooxygenase activity; NADP binding. The record is from RefSeq and is a predicted model, not a curated record. Lineage: Eukaryota; Fungi; Ascomycota; Eurotiomycetes; Chaetothyriales; Herpotrichiellaceae. The transcript has a single exon.
AUGCCUUCAAGACGGACAGCAGAGCCGCGGCUUAUUGUUAUCGGAUGCGGAGUUGCUGGCAUUGCCCUCUCUGCACGGCUCAGAUCACAGCUGGGAUACGACAACUUCAUCAUCUACGAAAGAGAGAAAUCCAUCGGUGGGACAUGGUACCUCAACACAUACCCUGGUGUUGGCUGUGAUGUCGAUUCUCAUCUUUACUCCUUCUCCUUCAACUUGAACCCCGACUGGUCGAAGCGAUUCGCCGAGCAAAGUGAGAUCCUUCAAUAUCUACAAGACACGGUCGACAAGUUUGGCAUCAGGCACCAUGUGCGUCUCGGCGUGGAGGUGGUCGAGGUAGCUUGGAUCGAAGACAAGUCAGUCUGGCGCGUGACCCUUCGCGACCUCGAUGAUAACCAUGUCUUCCACAAAGAAGCGGAAAUGCUGGUUUCCUGCGUGGGCACAAUAUCCAUUCCCAAAGAAUGCAACAUCCCUGGUCAUGAGAGAUUCCGAGGCGACAUGUGGCAUUCUGCGCGUUGGAAUCACAAUGUCUCUAUCAAGGGCAAGCGCGUCGCUGUCGUUGGCAAUGGAUGCUCGGCCGCGCAACUCGUCCCGUAUAUGACUAAAGAAGCCGCGCAGGUCUACCAGUUCCAGCGGUCACCUCAAUGGAUAAACGAAAGACCUAAUCGCGACUUCACCGACUUUCAGAAAUGGUGCUUCCGAUAUGUGCCUCUUUGGAACCGCAUUUACCGCUUCUACCUGUGGAAGACCACUGACGCCCUUCACAAUCUCUACCAAUCCGAAUCAGUCCAGUCACUGCGUAACCGCGCGGCGGCCACCGAACAAGCCAAGGCCUACAUGAAGUCGACGGCACCGGAGAAAUAUCUUGACGUGCUCAUACCCAAGUUUCCGCUAGGCUGUAAACGGCGAAUCUUCGACCCUGGCUACCUCGAGAGUCUCCAUAGCCCGAAUAUCGAACUUUUCGGAGAGCCUGUGGUUGAAAUCACCGAGACUGGUCUGCGAACGGCCCAGCAAAGCUUUGAAGUCGACACCAUCAUCCUGAGCACAGGUUUCAAGAUCCAGGAAUUCCUGUCUCCUAUCACGGUUAAAGGUGUUGGCGGCAUCAGCCUGAACGAACACUGGAAGGACACGGGAGGCGCACAGGCAUAUAAGGCAACGUUUGUGACGGGCUUCCCCAAUUUCGGUAUCGUGUUCGGCCCCAAUGCCUUCCCCGCCCACAACUCGGUCAUCUACACGCACGAGGUGCAAGUGGAGUUCAUCAUCAAAGCUAUGGUGAAGCCGAUCCUGUGCGGAGAUUUCCAAGUUAUCGAUGUCAAGGAGGCCGCAGAGCACCGCGACGUCAACGCGGUCCAGGCCCGGCUGCAAUCCAUGGUCUGGAACGCCGGCUGCAGCAACUGGAACCUCGAUGCCGCGGGCCGCAAUACCACCAAUUACCCCGAGGAAACUUGGAAGUUCUGGUACCAGCUCUACUGGCCCGUGUGGAAGGACUUCAAUCUCUACGGCGGCAAAGGCACGCACCCCGUGCACCCGGCAUGGAGGGUGGCCGCGACUUUGGCGAGUUUUGGGGUGCUUGUGCCGCUUCUACUCAAAAGAAGUUUCCACAUCCUUAGCCCCGUCAUGGACUUGUUGAAGCAGAAGACCUUGUAA